Molecule: messenger RNA, 765 nt
Organism: Penicillium cosmopolitanum
Lineage: Eukaryota; Fungi; Ascomycota; Eurotiomycetes; Eurotiales; Aspergillaceae
Exons: 2
Coding region: 1-765 (254 amino acids)
Source: RefSeq, a predicted model, not a curated record
AUGCCGCUUUACCCAGGAGCUUCCCAAGGAUGCGAUGAAUGCCGCCGACGCCGCAAGAAGCUUCCUGUUGGAAUUAACAAACAUACCCGAAGCUUCCUAGCAGAUUCAGAUUGGAUACACCUCCCAUUUCUGAAUAGUAAGAAGACCAGAAAGGAGCUUCUUCACGAUAUUGCGUUGCCGAUACCAGGACUUUUCUACCAAACAGAUCGAUGGCUCGAUGGGCAUUCCGCUUCCAACAAUUCCGACCACCAAGAGAUCUCAGACUCUCCAGAUCAAAAUCUAGAAACCGGUUUCUCACUUCUAAAUGAUCACCAGAUCAUCUUCGAUCAACUAGAAGAGUGGGAAAGCAACUGGAAAGCAUCCGAACAAGGCCCUCUGUAUUGGUAUUCGGAUAUCCCAAUGCCCAGCAAAUUUAUUGACGUCGACUCAGUCUGUAUACCUUCAUUCCCAAAUGAAACAUAUCAAGUUCGCUUCCAAAAUACCCAAAAGGCAGGUCUUGCUGUGACCUUCUGGUCCUUUCGUCUGGAACUUCUUAUGGGAAUGAUCAAACUCCAGCGAAGCUUAUGUGGCCCACAGGCUGAAUCGUUGGAGAGAAACAUGGCCAUGGCGGAAGAGACAGCUUGUUUGAUUCUGCAAACUGCACCAUAUCUUACAUGUUGUUUUGAGGGUGCGGUGGCUUCAAAAGCACCGCUUCGGACUAUAACGAGAUACUUUGAGCUGGCAGCUUUGGAUCAAGACUUGUAUUUGCCGGCAGUUAGCAUUUGA